UAGGCCCUCAGUUGCGAAUUUCCAUUUGAUUGUAUCAAUAUGACGGCCCGGGCAAUCUUUCCGACAUUCUACGACAAGGAAAUGAAGAUCUGGAGCGGAGCGCCCAGGUCCACGCUGUACGACUACAACUGCUCCAUUGGCCAGGUGGCACACAACACCCUGAAGUGCUGGCCCACAAACGUCCUUCAGGUAAGGGAUACAGCGAUUCUCCAUGGACUCGUGGGAGGACUGGGUUUGAUGAGAUCCCUAUAUAAGAGUAGAUCAGUCUACAGACCCACGGCCCUGGCUGUUGGCGGCGAUCAAACGGCGGCGGUGCUGUGCUCCUCAGGCACCGCAGGCCUCCCCAAGGCAGUGGCGCUCUCCCAUCGUCACCUCUGCAGCACCAACUCCUUCUGCUUCAGCACGGACGUGGUGUACACCAGCGCCGCCAUUGAUUGGAUGACUGGAUUCACGAUCAUGGUAAUAAGUCUCACCUGCGGAUUCACCCGCAUCGCUUCCAGCAAACCUUUCAGCGCCGAGCAUGCCAUUGCUUUCGUGCACAAGUACAAGAUCACCGGCCUCGCCAUGGCGCCCUGGCAGGCCUACGAGCUGUACUUCAGUCCCCUGGCCAAGCCGGAGACUCUGCAGAGCCUGAGAUUCUCCUUGGUGAUCGGCGGCUGGGUAUCGCUGGCCGUGCUGCGCAAAUGCCAGGCCCUGUUGCCCAAGUGCUACGUCAUGUUCUCCUACGGCACCACCGAGACGGGCAUCGUGACGAUAAACAUCGACCAGAGUCUGGAGAACUCCGUGGGCCGCGUGGCGCCUGGCAUGCGGGUCAAGAUCCUCGACAAGAACCGCCAGCAGCUGGGUACCAACGGGGUGGGAGAGGUGCUCAUUGACAUCGGACUCAGGUGGACGGGGUACGUGGACAACGCGGAGGACACAGCCGCCACUCUGCAGGACGGUUGGAUCAAUCUCGGGGACCUGGGCUACUUCGACGAGGACAACAACCUGUAUCUGGUGGAACGCAAGAAGGACCUGCUGAAGUACAAGUCCAAGCACUACUGGCCCAACGAGAUCGAGCACGUAAUCGCCGAGCUGACGGAGAUCGACGACGUGUGUGUGGUUGGCGUGCGGGACGAGCGCUACGGCGAUGCGGCCGGAGCUUUGGUCAUCCGGAAGAAGGGCGUCGAGAUCACGGCCCAGAAAAUCAUCGAUCAUGUGGCCCAGCGGGUGGUCGUGGACUACAAACAGCUGAAUGCCGGCGUUGUCUUCGUCGACCACAUCCCGACGAACGUCAAUGGCAAGGUCAUGAGGAGUGCGGCCCGCGAUAUCUUCGAUGAGCGCUCCAAAUGAUGUCAUCCGUGUACAAAAAUAGGGAAGGAAAUAUUACAUACGUUUAGCCUACAAAUUAUUGAAAGAAACAGCCUUUAUGUUCAAAUGAAUAAAACCUAAAUCGUCUUAAGU
Drosophila miranda is the source of this 1443-nucleotide messenger RNA. RefSeq names its product 4-coumarate--CoA ligase 1-like. Gene Ontology annotation, biological process: fatty-acyl-CoA biosynthetic process; long-chain fatty acid metabolic process. The transcript is spliced from 4 exons. Lineage: Eukaryota; Metazoa; Arthropoda; Insecta; Diptera; Drosophilidae. The coding region runs from base 40 to 1332 and encodes 430 amino acids. The record is from RefSeq and is a predicted model, not a curated record. Gene Ontology annotation, molecular function: long-chain fatty acid-CoA ligase activity.